AAAGGGUCAAGAGGGAGGAGUGAAGGGAAAGAAAGAGAAGGAGUAAAGAGGAAGGAAGAGGAGAAAGAGCGAAGGGAAAAGGGAGAAGGAGAGUGUCAAGGGAAAGAGGGAGCGAGGAAGAGGAGAGGCUCCUUCAUCCAGGCGACGAGGGAAGAGCCGCCUUCCAGACCAGACGCAAGCGGGUCUCUCUCAACUCCAGCUCCCCUCCUCCUGCCUUUAUUCGUGGCUCGUUCGUCUCUCUGCCUGCCUCUGCCUUUACCCUGGAUCCGGACUGAGGCCCCGGAGGGCGGGCGAUGCCGCUGCUACACCGCAAGCCCUUCGUCAGGGAGAAGCCCCCCAAGGACCUCCGGCCCCAGGAGCACGUCUUCCUCUGCAGGGUCACCAACGAGGUCUUCAGGGACUACGAUGACUUUUUUGAACGAACCAUUCUGUGUAAUAGCCUUGUGUGGAGCUGUGCUGUCACAGGUAAACCAGGACUCACCUAUCAAGAAGCACUAGAAUCAGAAAAGAAAGCCAGACAAAAUCUCCAAAACUUUCCAGAGCCACUUAUUGUUCCAGUCCUCUACUUAGUUACCCUUACUCAGCACUCACGACUUCAUGAAGUUUGUGAUGACAUCUUUGCUUAUGUCAAGGACCGUUAUUUUGUUGGUGAAAUUGUUGAAGUACUUCGGAAUAAUGGUGAAAGAUUGCAAUGUAAGAUUUUGGAAGUUAAAGCACCAUUACAUCACAAUGGAAUGACUAAUGGCCAUGUCAACAAUGCAGAUGGAGUCACCAUAGUCAUUAGCGAUAGUGAUGAUUCAGACUCAGAUGCUAAUUCUGCACAAAAUGGGAAGGAAAAAGCCAUAAUUGAUCCCUCUUUGUUCAGGUACAAAGUGAAGCCUAUUAAAAAACAACUUUAUGAAUCUGUUACAGUGAAAGCAUUCCAGAUAUGCCGGAGGAAACAUCUUUUUUCUCGUGACAGACUUAAGCUUUUUUUGAAGCAACACUGUGAAUCCCAUGAUGGCAUUGUUAAAAUUAAGGCAUUAUCAAUUGCAAAAUACAAGAUAAGAGAAAAGAAUUUUUCCUACUUCUUCCCUGAUGUUCCUCCCACUUUUGUCUCCAGUACUUCAAACAAGCGGCGAAGGAGGCCUUCAAAGAUAGUAUCAGAUGAUCUUGAGGAUGGAGUUGCAGGAGAACAGCUUACUCCAAGAAAUGUAAGCAGUGCAGCAAAGGAAAGGGCAAGAUUCCAAAAGGAAAAAGAAGAAAUGAAGGCCAUGGAAAAAUUAAAAAAAGAGAAGGCAAGUGCUGUAGAAUCCAAGAAAAAAGAUAAAGAAAAAAGAAAGAAGGAACUAAAGAAGAUUGUGGAAGAAGAGAGAUUGAAAAAGAAAGAAGAGAGGGAGCGGCUCAGAAUAGAAAAAGAAAAGGAGAGAGAAAAAUUGCGAGAAGAAAAAAGAAAAUAUCUAGAACAUCUAAAGCAAUGGAGUAAGCGUAGAGAAGACAUGGAAUGUGAUGAUCUUAAGGAACUUCCAGUUCCAAUUCCAGUGAAAACCAGACUACCUCCUGAGAUCUUUGGUGAUGCUGUCAUGGUCUUGGAGUUUCUUCAUGCCUUUGGGGAACUCUUUGAUCUUCAGGAUGAGUUUCCUGAUGGAGUGAUUUUAGAAGUUUUAGAGGAAGCUCUGGUAGGAAAUGACAGUGAAGGCCCGCUGUGUGAAUUGUUAUUUUUCUUCCUGACGGCCAUUUUCCAAGCCAUGGCUGAAGAAGAAGAAGAAGUGGCCAAAGACCAAAUUGCUGAUGCUGGAACUAAAGAUUUAACAGAGGCUUUGGAUGAAGAUGCAGACCCCACAAAAUCUGCACUAUCUGCAGUUGCAACUUUGGCAGCUGCCUGGCCCCAGUUACAUCAGGGUUGCAAUUUGAAAAACUUGGAUCUUGAUAGCUGCACCCUUUCUGAGAUUCUCAGACUUCAUAUCCUAGCAUCUGGUGCAGAUGUAACAUCUGCCAAUGCAAAAUAUCGUUACCAGAAGCGAGGAGGAUUUGAUGCCACAGAUGAUGCUUGCAUGGAGCUAAGAUUGAGUAAUCCUGGAUUGCUGAAGAAACUCUCAUCUACCUCAGUAUAUGAUUUAUCAUCAGGGGAGAAAAUGAAGAUUCUUCAUGCUCUCUGUGGGAAGCUUCUUACUCUUGUUUCCACUCGAGACUUCAUUGAGGACUCUGUUGAGGUACUGAGACAAGCAAAACAGGAAUUCAGAGAGUUAAAAGCAGAACAGCAUCGCAAAGAAAGAGAAGCUGCAGCAGAAAGAAUCCGCAAGAAAAAAGAAGAAAGAUUAAAAGGGCAAGAACAAAAGAUGAAAGAGAAACAGGAGAGACUGAAGGAAGAGCAGAAAAAUCCUUCAAUUGAAGUGUCUAUUGGGGAGGAAGAACGGGAAGAGCUUGAUACAAGUACAGAGAGCAAAGAGGUUGAAACAAAAGAGCAAGACCUAGAGGCUAUAACAGAUUAUGAGGAUUAUAUAGUACUAAACAAAAAGAAAAGAGGAAGAAGAGGACAAAAUGGCUUUAAAGAUCAUGCAAGCCAAGUAGAGACUACAAGUGAAAAAUGUGAGCCACUUACUCCAGAGGAGGAGGAAGCUUUAAAACAGGAGCAGCUAACUAAAGAAAGAGAACUUACAGAGAAGAUCCAGAAAGCCACAGCCUGUACAAAUAUCUCUCCUUUGGGCCGUGAUCGACUCUACCGACGCUAUUGGCUUUUCCCAUCUGUUCCAGGAUUAUUUGUCGAAGAAGACUAUUCCGGAUUAACAGAAGACUUGCUGUUGCCCCGACCAUCUUCAUUUCGAGAUAAUGUACAGGAUCAUAUUGCAGAGAAAUCUCAGAUAGCCACUAAAACUGCAGAAUCUUUAAAGACUGAAUCUACCUCUAAUGGCCACCAGGAUUUGAAUGGUAGUAUCAGGGUACAGGUGUCACAGCCGAUACAUAAACCAAACCGGUGGUGGUUUUACAGUUCUCAGGAACAACUGGAUCAGCUUCUUGUGUCUCUCAAUUCCCGAGGAUACAGGGAAAGUGCCUUAAAGGAAGUUCUUUUGCAGGAAAAGACCAGAAUAUAUGAACAACUGAAGAAUUUUCCAGUUGAAAAAUUCCAUAUUUUAGAGAAACCUCAGAAUGAGGCUAAGAUACAUGCUGGACGGGGAAGAAUGCAGAAUACUUGUGAAGCCAUUCUAACAUCUGCAGAAAAACAGCUUGAAUUAAGGCUCAGAGAUUUUCUUUUGGAUAUUGAGGACAGAAUCUUCCAAGGAACUUUGGGCUCUGUUAAGGUAACAGACAGGCAUACUUGGAGAACAGCCUUGGAAAAUGGGCAAUAUGAGCUGCUAAAUGGAGAAAUAAAAGAAAAUGGUAUAAUAAAAUCUGAGACUGAAGAUGCUGAAGAGAUGGAAAUAGAUGAUCAAGAAAAAGUUUUGAUAAAAGACAGAUUGAUUGGAUUAAAACCUGAACCUCGAAGCACUGUUUCAACUAAUACAAGCACUCCACAGCCUGUGAAUAAUGCAGUCAAUUAUUUGGCAUUGGCACUGCUGAAAAUACAGCAAGGCAUUGAACGCAAAUUCCUCAAAGCCCCACUUGGCGAUGCAGAAGAAAAUAAGAGAGACCAAAAAGGAGACAAAAGGAAGAAGAGAGAAGAAGAUCAGUCUGGUCAGAAAGAUGAUGCCAGUGAUAGUGGCCGUUCCCACAAAACAGUAUUGGACCGCUGGAAGGAAUCGUUGCUUGCUUCUGCUAGCCUGUCUCAAGUCUUUCUUCACCUCUCUACACUGGAACGAAGUAUAAUCUGGUCUAAAUCCAUUUUAAAUGCUCGUUGCAAAAUGUGCAGAAAGAAAGGAGAUGCUGAAAGCAUGGUGUUGUGUGAUGGCUGUGAUCGAGGCUAUCAUAUAUACUGUAUAAGACCCAAACUUAAGGCUGUUCCAGAUGGAAAUUGGCUUUGUCCAGAAUGUCGACCAAAGCAACGUUCUAGGCGCCUUUCAUCCCGUCAAAGACCUUCUCUGGAAAGUGAUGAAGAGGCAGAAGAACAAACUGAAGAUGACAUAAAUGAAGCUAGUUAUGAGGGAAUAAGCGAAGAGGAUGAUGAUGAAGAGGAAGAUGAUGGUGAUGAUUCUGAUUCUCAAGAUGAGGAUGACCAAAGCUUACCCAGAUCAGAAAAACCUCAGGUAAAACUUGCUUUAAGAACAAGAACUGCAAAACUUACUACCACCAUUUCAAGGCAAUGCAGCCAGCCACAGAGUACCGGAAGAUACAGUUCUAGGAGUCAGCAGAAUACACCUAAAUCAACUGGAUCUUACAAAGCUACUGGGAAAGUGAUUAGAAAAACAAAGUCUGCUCCUCCAUCUGUAACAAAAUCAUCACGACCUAACAGCCGUACUACUCGUCACAAUCGCAGUUUGCUACAAGCAGAUGCAUUCAUAGAGUUAACCAGUCCACGAAGGCAACGCAGAGGAAGGAAAACAGCAGAUAAUACUCCUGCUAACAGUCCUUUGAAUUCUCUUGGCUUCAGAAUUGUUGACACUGUGGUAUCAAGUGAAAAGAAAAGCGCUCAAGUUCCUAUAGUAAAAAAUCAUCUGCUGGAUUCAGAGCCCAAAAGGAGGGGUAGGAAACGACAACUUACAGAACCUUCUCAAAUGCCAUUGAAUAGGAGGAGUUCAGGACGCCAGGGUGGAGUACAUGAAUUGUCUGCUUUUGAACAGCUUGUUGUGGAACUAGUACGUCAUGAUGACAGCUGGCCUUUCAUGAAGUUAGUUUCUAAAAUCCAGGUGCCAGAUUAUUAUGAUAUCAUCAAAAGACCAAUUGCCUUAAACAUAAUCCGUGAAAAAGUGAACAAAUGUGAAUACAAACUAGCCUCGGAAUUCAUUGAAGAUGUUGAGCUGAUGUUUUCAAAUUGCUUUGAGUAUAAUCCACGUAAUACAAGUGAAGCAAAGGCUGGAACAAGACUCCAGGCAUUUUUUCAUAUUCAGGCUCAAAAGCUUGGAUUUCCAGUUGCAUCUGGUUACACGGACCAUGCUUCUCCAGCAACCAAGAAAUCACGAAUCUAACCUUUUCCUUCUAAAGGACAUUAACUAGAGGAAUCUACUUCAUUUUCAUGGAAAAUGAAACACUGAAAUCAUGCAGCUAUACAAAGCAAUAACAUCUGCCACACCUUGGAAGUGUGGCCUGCACUAUGCUCUCAGUUUAUUAUGCACUCAGGAGAAUGUAGGAAAGAUUAUCUUUGCUACAGUUUUGUUCAGUGUCUAAUACUUUUGAUAGAUAGGUAUUGAAUAACAGUACUGGUUUACAGUAGCUUUUGUAUUUUUAAAGACCAAUUUUUAUGUCCAAAAGCCUUCCAGAAUAUUUUUUCAGCACAAGGAAAUAUUGUCAUAUUCUUUAGAUUUUGUAGGGUCUGUGACAUGUUUUGUGAAGGUUCUAUUUAGAAAAAAAAUCAUCUCCAUCAUAAUGGACAAAUUAAAAGUCUAAAGUCAUUUGACUACAAGUUUUUGACACUACGCAAAUGAGUGUGAUUUUAUAUUCUUUAAAUUACUGUGCCAGUGCUAGUUGGAAAGAUUCAGUCUUACUUUAUUAAAUAGAUAUUUAUUUAGCAUUCAAAUAAUUUGUGAACUUGUUUUUGUAUUUAUAAAAAAAAUCCUUUGAGGAUAUAAAAAUCCUUAACAUUGUUUUCUUUGUGUUUUGUUUAUAUUUCAAAUGAACAAUUAAUUGUCCUCUUUCUAUAGGACAGUUCUUCCAGCACUAUAUGUUUAUACAGUUUUUGUGUGUAAAAUAAAAAUAAAGUAAGACCAUUUUCAAAA
Messenger RNA from Sceloporus undulatus (fence lizard), 5786 nucleotides. It is a transcript of the gene BAZ1A, whose product is annotated as bromodomain adjacent to zinc finger domain 1A. The record is from RefSeq and is a predicted model, not a curated record. Gene Ontology annotation, molecular function: protein binding. NCBI's taxonomy places the organism in Eukaryota, Metazoa, Chordata, Lepidosauria, Squamata, Phrynosomatidae. The transcript has 28 exons. Gene Ontology annotation, biological process: chromatin remodeling. Bases 294 to 5039 code for a protein of 1581 amino acids.